UCCGAGUCUUACAAAUUCCAAAGACGAGAUAGAUGAGAAUUUGAUUCGACGCUGCAGCUCAAUUUCAUAGUGAGCAUCGGAAGACGGUGAAGCUCAUCAACAUGGGUUUACUGGGUCUUCUUGGUUUUGCGCUCCAAUGCUUUGAUGUUCUUGCAUGGCCUCUCUUCGCUAUGCUCUAUCCUCUGUAUUCUUCCAUAAAAGCAAUCGAGACAAACUCCAUUACAGACACUCACAAGUUGAAUACGUAUUGGGUCGUCUUCUCAUUGAUCUUGCUCUUCGAACAUGCUUUUAUGAAGUUCCUAGAAUGGUUCCUUCUCUGGCAAUACAUUAGGCUACUAAUUGUCUUUAUUUUGGUGAUGCCGCGUUUUGAUGGUGCCUUAUAUGUCUAUAGACACCUUAUCUAUCCAUGCUUCUCCAUGGGACCCCAAAUUGUUUUAAACUUGUUCAAUAAGCGGAAGGAGUCGCUUCUGAAAGAUAACUUUCCCUCUGAGAAUGGACCUGAAGGUUUGGUGAAGUUUAUCGCUGGCAAGUCCAAAUUUAUGAAGCCAAAUGGUGAACAGAAAGAUAUUAAAGCUGUGCAGGUAAUGCUGAAAAAUAAGGAAGCAACUGCUAGCCAAGUUAGUCUGGCAGAGCCUAAUGUCACUGUGAAUGAAGAUAACUUUUCUUCUAGGAGGAUGAAUGAAAAAGUCAUUGAGGUUGCAGUUGACAGAAAAGAUAAUCCACCUCCAAAGAAGGUCCAGAAGGAGCCGACUACAGUCAGUCCUCUACCAACUCAAACUGAUGCAAUUUCUAAUUCCCCUCUAGGUGAUAAUAAACACAAGGCUACAUACGAGGCACUGGAGAUAAAGAAUGAGGCAGUGCAGAAGCUCACCUGGCCUGAAAAUCGUAUUGAAAAGCCAGAUGAGGUUGGAACAGGUAUAGAAGAUCCAGAGUCUCCUAAAGAAGUCCAGAAAGAGUGGACUUGUGCUCUCUGUCAGGUAACUACUAUAAGUGAAAGAACUUUGAAUUUCCACCUGUCAGGGAGAAAACACAAGGUGGCAUACGAGGCACUGAAAGCAAAAAACCAGGCAAAAGUGCCCAAGAUUGCCCCAGCUUCAACUGCCAAAACAUCCCAUCAACCGAACCAAGAGCCAGGAAAGAGUAUCCGCAGCAGUGAAUCAAAAGCAAAAGGUACUGUAAAUCAAAAUGUGCAAGGCCAGAAAAAUACUAGUCCGUCUGCGACCCCAAAGAAGUGCUGUAAACUGACAGAGGAGGUAGCAGAGACUGUUUCCAGCAACGUCCAGAAAGGGAAAACUGCUAUACCCAUAGGGAAGGUACACAGUCAACAACCGAAGCCAAAUGAAGUUCCCAGGGUGAAGAGAUCCGGAUUCUGGUGCGAAAUUUGUAGCAUACGCUGUCCUGGUGAGAUUGACAUGCGCUGUCAUCUCAGUGGAAAAAAGCACAAGGAAAAUAUGCAAGAACGACAGGAGAACCUAAUCAAGAUUGCAAGGAUGAAUAUGCCUAGUGGCCCUUCGUGAUACCGCAAUUUGGCGAGUUUAACAUUCUCUGGGGAGUUUUGGACGUUUUGGAGUCUAUCUUAGUUGAAGGAAUUGCUGUCAUAGUUUAUCACCAGAAAUGCAGGUCGUGGGAGAACUGCUUGGAAAAAAGAACUGUAGUUUGUAAUUCUGACCGUCUUUUAUCUGCUAAGCAACUGAUGACAUUUGAUGAGCAGUUUAAUUAUGUUCUAUGAUCAACAUGAGUUGCAUCCCGUUUAAAGGCUA
Argentina anserina (silverweed cinquefoil) is the source of this 1760-nucleotide messenger RNA. RefSeq lists its product as uncharacterized. Lineage: Eukaryota; Viridiplantae; Streptophyta; Magnoliopsida; Rosales; Rosaceae. The transcript is spliced from 6 exons. The coding region runs from base 102 to 1517 and encodes 471 amino acids. Gene Ontology annotation, molecular function: nucleic acid binding; zinc ion binding. The record is from RefSeq and is a predicted model, not a curated record.